Ruditapes philippinarum (Manila clam) is the source of this 2523-nucleotide messenger RNA. RefSeq names its product glucose dehydrogenase [FAD, quinone]-like. NCBI's taxonomy places the organism in Eukaryota, Metazoa, Mollusca, Bivalvia, Venerida, Veneridae. The coding region runs from base 167 to 2011 and encodes 614 amino acids. The record is from RefSeq and is a predicted model, not a curated record. The transcript is spliced from 12 exons. Gene Ontology annotation, molecular function: flavin adenine dinucleotide binding; oxidoreductase activity, acting on CH-OH group of donors.
AAUAAGUAGGGGUGGGGGGGAAGUAAACAGAAAUAUUUGUCCUGUUUUUGAUGUUAAACUCGUUCCUUGAAAUACCAGUUUUGGUUACAGGAAUCUCUGAGUAGAUGAUAUCUUAAGUUGUUAAAAGAAACGGGAAAUAGAUGAUAAUCAGGACAAAUAAAAAAGAAUGGGAAGAAACAUUGUUAUAUUUCUUGUUGGUUUACUUGCUGUUUUGUCUACCUAUAUAAUAUCAUGGAGGAGAGGGACGAAAGUAGCGGACAAACUUUUAGAGGAAUAUGACUAUAUUGUCGUUGGGGCAGGAUCAGCCGGUUCCGUGCUUGCCUCAAGGUUAUCGGAAGAUCCGGAAAACUCGGUUCUUCUUCUAGAAGCUGGCGGAGACGAUAUGGGUGAUAUAAUGUUGUCUACCCCAUUUUUAUACGCACUCCUUCAACAUUCUAAAUAUGACUGGGACUUAUAUACAGUUAAACAAGAUAACAGUUGUUUGGGUCAUAAGGAAGAGAAAGCAUUUUGGCCACGAGGGAAAUGUUUAGGCGGAAGCAGUAAUCUGAACGGUAUGGCUUAUGUUCGUGGCAGUAGACAUGAUUUUGAUGAGUGGGCGUCCAUGGGGUGUGAAGGCUGGGCAUAUGAUGAUGUUCUACCAUACUUCCUUAAAUCAGAAGAUAUUCUUAUUGAUGAUCUAAAAGAUUCAAAAUAUCAUAAUACGGGAGGUAUGUUGCCAAUAACUUACAACAACAUUACGUCAUUAUCUGACACAAUAUCUGAGGCUGGAGCAGAGAUAGGAUAUAUGACAAAAGAUUGCAACGGUGCUGACAUGAUAGGUAUAUGUCACAUACAAGGAACGGUUACAGCGAACGGACUUCGUGCGAGUACAUCAAGAAGUUUUAUCUGGCCAGUCAUGUAUAGAAACAAUCUACAUAUAUCAUUACAUUCACAUGUUCAAAAGGUUCUUAUAGAAAACAAGAGAGCAAUUGGUGUGUCUGUGAUAAAAAAUAACGAGACAUUGACAGUGAAGGCAAGGAAAGAAGUUAUUUUGUCAGCCGGUACUGUAAUGUCCCCACAGAUUCUCAUGUUGUCUGGUAUUGGUCCGAAAACGCAUUUAGAAGAUAUCGGGAUCAAAGUUAUUGCUGACUUACUAGUCGGACAAAACUUACAAGAUCACCUCUAUGUUGGCUUAUCGUGUACUACAAACACAACUGAUCUCUUUUCAAAUUCAAAGAUUUCUCUGCUGUCUAGUAUUCUAGAGUACCUAUGGAAUGGAAAAGGUUGGCUUCGGAACACUGGCAUUCUUAAAGAUUUAGCGUUCUUUCAACUUGAUGAUGAAAUAAGAAAGAUCAGACCUGGUCAACCGGACGUACAGGUACACUUCGUACCCCUGUUGGUAGAAAAUAGUGACGAUGAAGUAAAACAGUUGCUGACCUUCAAUGAUGAGACUUGGGAGUACCUCGAUAGUUUAAAAGAAAGCAGCGAUGGGAAGCUAGGAUUUUCUGUCGCUGUUACUGAUUUACAUCCAAGAAGUCGUGGUGAAAUUAAACUUAAUAAAAGCGACCCAUUUGGAGUCCCGAUAAUCAUUCCAAACUACCUCCAGCAUCCAAACGACAUUAAAAUGCUUAUUAAAGGAAUAAAAGAAACUAUUCGACUUCUUAAAACAAAAGCAAUGAGGAGUAUUGGAGUGAAUAUUGAAGACAAAAACAGGGCAUAUCCAAAGUGUGCACAUCACGGGUUUCUUUCUGACUCUUACAUUGAAUGUAUCAUCAGGCAUUUUGGAACUACAAUGUACCACCCAACAUCUACUUGUAAAAUGGGUAGAACGGAAGACCCGACAACAGUUGUUGAUAAUAAACUCAGGGUAAAAGGUAUCCAAGGUUUACGAGUAGCAGACGCCUCUGUGAUGCCAAAAGUAACUUCCGGUAACACAAACGCCCCAACGAUCAUGAUUGCGGAGAAAGCAGCCGAUCUUAUCAGAAACAUCGAUUCCGUCUCAGAAAUUCGUAGAAAGUUGAAAAAUGUUUAAGUGUUAAGUGUAAAAACAUAAGUGAUUUCCUUUUAUGGAUUUAACGGAACACCUUCAAGUAUCAAAGCACCUCAGAAAAAUCCAAGGAAUGUAGUAGCGUGAUAAAAACAACAUUUAUUGUACUUACGUAUUUAUUGCUUUCACUAGACCUGAUAGUUCUUGACGAAUUUGUGAUAUGAUAUGUGCCAGUUAUUACAUAUAUAGAUUGUUUGUAGCGCUUGUGGUUCUAAGCCUAUUUCCUUUACUGAAUUGCAUCUGAUGUCUUUUUCUGCAUGCCUAGUUUGAUUGUAAACGUAUAUUAGGAUAAAAUCAAUCUUUAUAAAGAAAUGAAAGUUGUAUCAAAAUAAGAAAAUGUCAGAUAUUUGUGCACAAUAAUGAUGUGUUUAAAGAUUUAGUUAUAUCAGCUGUUAGCAGUAGCUUAUAAAUAUAUACACAUUGCGCAUGCUUAGUAAGAUGUCAUGCCAGCGUCUCGAUGUUAAGGAUUUGGAAAAUAAACUUAAUCUUUUAUAUUA